GUGUGAGCCUCAGGACCAGAUAUUACUGACUAACCUGUGUGUUUGUCACGUUAACAUGCAUCACCCGGUCCGAGUGUCGAUCCCGUCGUUUCGGUCAGAAAACAACUCGAUCGAGAAAGGAUACACGCAGCCAGAUGUUUCCUCUUGGUAACUAGCUGACACAGGCUGUAACUGACAGCUCUGCAGUCAGCUGGUCAGUCCGCUACACGCCAUGCACGGAUGUACUGGGAGGGGCCGUUGUUGGCUGAUGGGCUGUGGUCUUCAGAAUUGACGUGCUGAUGAACGGCAGACAACAUUCUGUUGAGAAACGUUACAGUGAAUUCCACGCUUUGCAUAAAAUGCUAAAGAAGAGCAUAAAGCCACCUGAGAUCCCCUCCAAACAUGUUAGAAACUGGGUUCCCAAAGUCCUGGAGCAGAGGAGACAUGGUCUGGAGCUCUACCUGCAGACUAUAAUUAUGGAAAAUGGAGUUCUCCCAAAGAUAUUCCUGGAUUUCCUGAAUAUCCGCCAUUUUCCUUCAGUGCCAAAAACAGAAAGCUGUGGGUCAUUUGAUACAGAAUCAGAGGAAUCAAGUAAACUUUCACAUCAGCCGGUCUUGCUGUUUCUGAGAGACCCCUACCUGCUGCCGUCUGCUCACGAUUCAUUCUCAAACGUUGUGAUCGAAGGUGUGGUACAUGGAGUUUUCUACCCAGAUCUUCAACCAAGGUAGAGCUGCUGACACGGAUCUGAGGGCACGUCAUUGCAAAAAGAUGCUCCGUGUUUUCACACCAUUUUUCGGUGUGCGUCAGGAGGGACAUGACAUGUUUAGAUACGCUGAGCCUCAUUUACAUUCUCCAAAGCAUAAAACAAAAAUCCAUACAUUUCUUUUCUUCUUUCAAUAAAUCACUGGUAUUUCUUUUAAAACCCUUACACCCACUAACGUCUGCACCAUCACUAUCGGUUGUUUUUUUUAAAUAAUCAAAACUGAUUUCAGUGGAUUUGAAUCCUAACAAAAUAGUUUUAGGAAGCAACUUCUGUCAGCUAUAAAAUAUAACUAUAUGUGACACAGUUUGGCAGGUUAACAUAGAUGUUUUUUAGGCAUUAGAAUCAAAAUAAUGAAUGACUAUAAAGAUUUUUUUCAGAUUACAGCAAAUAACUGCAGAGAAAGCAGGAUCCACUGGAAGUAGAGAUAAGAGGCAGAUCAAAGUAGGGGAAGUGCUCUUUUUUGAGGGCUUUUACUAAGUAAAUACCAGAAGUUGAAACCCUGGGGAACCAGAGAGGAAAUGCUGAUGCCAGCUGGACUGAAGGUUAAUUUACCAGACACAGAGGAGGCCUGUAAAGGACAAAGCACAGGGCUGGAGUGUGGAGCUGGAGCCUGGCCUGCACACAGGGAGGUGCCACUCCCUUUGUAGCACCAGCGCUGUGGUUUUUGAAUUUGCUCUGAGCUGCCAAAUGGAGCCGUGCGAGGGAGUGCAGUGGGUCAGCGUGGAGCAAUUUCGAGUGUGUUUGUGCAUUCUCGGGGAGCUGACGGCUAUGUGCCACAUGUAAGGGUGGAAAUGAUUUGAGUUGUGAUGUGGAUCUUUUACUGAGCAUCAGAUGUUCGAGAAGGAGUGCUGCAGUGUUUGCUACUGAGCUCUGUGGGGCUUCUGGAGGAGCCGUUUGGUUAGGUGUUGAGCUUCAGGUUUUGGGCACGAAGCCAUUUUGAAAUGUAACCAUGACAGACAGAAAUAUGUGGCACAACCUGUGAGUUAGGAAUGACAUGUUAAAGGAAUACUUCACCCCCCCAAAUGAUCGCUUGUAUAUCAGUUACUCACCCUGUGUUACAUCAACUUUGUGAAUAAAACACUGUUUUUCUGGCAUGCCUCCGGUUAGUGAAAAAUCUAAAAACUGAGAAAAUUCUUCAUACAUUGAAGUCAUAAGGGACCACGUUUUAAAUCAGCGAACUCUCACACAACUCAUGCAGAAUAAUCCAAGUCUCAUCUAUCCAGUCGUAUGCUCAGUACGUCCCAAACAGACAGCCCUUUCCAUUGGGGAGCUGAACUUAAAGUGAACCUUAUCUAUGCUCUCUUAAAAGCCAGACUCCAUUGACAAAAACACUAAUUUUGCCUCGCUGAACACGGGAGCUGCUGGUCUACUGCUGCCUCUAUCAGUUAGUUUGUGUUAUUGUGUGACUUUGGUGAAUCCAAACUAAUCUUUUAAAACACCAAAGUCACACAGUAACACAAACUAACUGCUUGAGGCAGUGUUAGAAAUACUGUAUUUAUAUAGUUUAAAUUUUACUGCUUGUUAAAUGUGGACCCUAAUGACUUUAUUUCAUCAAGAACCUUCUCCAUUUUUGGAUUCUACAUUCUCCGCAGGCAUGUAAGGAAAAAGGUUGUCCUCACAAAUUCAAUGUAAUACAUGGUGAGUGAUUGAUAUACAGAUCGUCAUUCUGCAGGUGGAGUAUGCCUUUAAGUUUGAGGUGGGUGUUAGUGGAGUUGUGGAAAAUGGAUGUUGACAGAGCAAUUAAAAGAACACUCCACUGAUUUAACAUUGCACUCCUAUUGCUGUGUCAGACUCGCAACAAUUUAAACUAGGGAUAUUAUCUUUUUUAUUCAAAGUAUUCAUUGUCCUUAGCUUGUGCCUACAUUACCCACAAUGCGUUUGAUUGUAGAUUCAGAUGUGUUUUGCUAACAUGGCUUGAGCCUGAGAUGAGGAGCUGCAGAAGUCUGGUGAGCUGCUUCUUCAUAGCUCCACACCACCAGAUUUUUUGGAGACGUGUAGUCUUCAGCCCUUACUUAUGCUGACUCAAGUGACAUCACUUGAGGCAAUUUGUCUGAUUUGGUGCCGCUCACUCUGAAGCCAGUGCAACUGCGCAUUUGUAGUAAUAUUCCCCAAGAUCUGUAAACAGACUCUGGUGUGUAAAGUCAGUGAAAGUCCCCAGAGAGGAUUAGAGAGACCUCAAGGACACUUCUCCACUUCUGAUUUAUGCCUCCUUGCUUCCUUCACUUGCAUUUCAGAAGACAUUUAACAAAAGAUCACAGAGUUCAUUGAUUGCCAUCAGUGAAUGCAAAAUCUGACAUUUGAAAUAGUUCCAGCUUGUGCAAAAAUUAUGUUAACUGAAGGAAAAAUAUCUAUCAUAAUCAUUAAAUUAAAGCAGAAAUCUUAGUAUUGACUAGAACUGACACAGUCCUGUUCCUAUUAUACUGUCCCAAAAACUACAGACUCUGCUCACACACACAGGUUGGUAACUGUAGAUCUACAUAUCGUUUUUCACAUGAAGAUGAGAAUCAUGUUAGAUGUGCGUAUAUGAGUAGGAACUAAAGGCUUUAGAUAUCAUUUUCUAAAGGCCAGUGUCUAACACUAACACCAGUCAUGAAUUUACACAUUAUAUAAAAGGCCAGUUUUCACUUGUGGUGAUUAGUGACGUAGUCACCCAUCAUAAAGGGAUCCAAAGUGUUUUGUUUUACAGAGCAUUUUUAAAAUGAGCGACGGUGAUUUAAAGGACUUAGAACCAGUACAACACUGUGCAAUAUGAACUGAAACAGACUGUCUUUAUGUUGGUCCUUUGUUAGGUGCAAACCAUCUCCUGUUGUGAACACUUGAAAUGAUGUGUAGCUUUUGUGAAACAUUAUGUUGCAUGUCAGACUUUAGGCAGUAACCGAUGACGCUCGUCAUUGUUUUCAUUGUUGACACUUUCUAUGUGACUGGACCUCCACUACAGCACAGUGACAACUACAUAUUUAUACUAAAUCAAAUGAAUCCUGAACAUUUAACCUCAACUAAACACAUCAUGAAUUUAUGUUUUAACAAAGUGAAUCAUUUCCUAGAGAUCCAUCUUGUAGAUUUAUAUGUAUUUAUAUUGUGUACAGUUUGUGCCAUAGACUGUAUGUAAAGAUGGACGUGUCUCCACUUCCUCCCACUGUACAAAAAUGAAAAAAUAUCCCAGAUAUGGAUGCUGUCAUCUUCGUCAUUUGGAGCCAGAGGUUGCACAAUAACAAAUUAGUUCCCGCUCAUGCACCCAGGCUUUAUGACCUGUUCUGCAGCCAGCCACCAGGGGGCGAUCAACAUGUUUUGGCUUCAUUUUUUUCGGGUCGUGAGUAAAUGGUGACCCAGGCCACUAGGAAAGCAGCUCAGCCUUGCAGCAAAUUUUUCCUAGUGGCCACUCAUGUUAUUGGAUAAAAAAAAAUCCCCUGUGGCCGGUAAAGCAUUUCCCCGGACCACCUUUAUAAAAUAGACGUCCAUAAAACUGUUGACAGGACACCUCAAACUGCAAACGUCAAUUAUGAUUCUUUCUAUUCUGAAUUUUUGAGCCAUUGCGGUUUCAUAUUUGUGAAACAUUCCUCAAGCUGAGAAAAGCUAUUUAAAAAUCUGUUUUGUCAUCACAGUGUAGAGUCUAUGAGCCAAGCAGGAACUUGUGGGCAGGGCCAGGGGGAGAAACACUACUGCGCAUAUUCAGUGGGCCACAUACCGCUGAAGUAAACCAGGAAACUAGAAAGCUUUUCUGAUGUAUGCGCAAGGCGACUAACUCCUUUAAAAAUAGGCGCCAUCUUGGCGUCCAAUAUCUAGUUAUUAUGAAAAUCCAUGUGUAACACUAGAUGUGCAAAACUCGCACGUUGCUUCUUGUCUCACUGUUUUAGGGUGUUCUAACACUAUGGUUCAGUUCAGGUUAGCUUGAGGUACAAAAAAACAAGUUGUUUAUGGACAGAAUGGUUUGAAGCACAUAACAUGAACCCCAGUGGUGGUUUUCACAAAUCUGGGGUUAGAACCUCAAUGACAACCUUUUGGGAAGCGGUAAUGUCGUCCAUCUUUGUACACAGUCAUUGGUUUGUGCUCUAACUUUGUGAAAAGUGUCAUUUAUGUGCCAUAAUGUCGACCUACAGUGAACACUGGAAUUCUACUGUAGCACUUUAAGAUGGGCAAUAUGUAAAAUACUGACACCAAUAAAAUUCAUUAUUUCCACAAA
Epinephelus fuscoguttatus (brown-marbled grouper) is the source of this 4922-nucleotide messenger RNA. It is a transcript of the gene snx24, whose product is annotated as sorting nexin 24. NCBI's taxonomy places the organism in Eukaryota, Metazoa, Chordata, Actinopteri, Perciformes, Serranidae. The record is from RefSeq and is a predicted model, not a curated record. The transcript has 8 exons. The coding region runs from base 279 to 707 and encodes 142 amino acids. Gene Ontology annotation, molecular function: phosphatidylinositol phosphate binding.